UGACUCCUUCGGAAAGGCGAGCUCCAGAUUUGUGGUUUCCUAUCACAGGAAGCCAAUCGAAGGUGGCUAACACUUGUUUUUGCCUGGUUGGGCUGAGGUGCUCUGCCACAUCUCAAGAACCCAACCGGUCAUUCCAGCAUAGAGAGAGAGAGAGAGUGAGUGUGGAGAUGAUAGGAGGAUAAGCUGUUCAGGGACAAGCGAGGAUAGUAGCAAAAGAGGAAAGGGGGGAUUAAUGACGGAUGGUGAUGACAAUUUAUGGCCGAACUUAAAAGCAGCAAGUAAGACGGUGAGUGAUUUCUCCGCACCAAUAAAUUCCCUCCAACGCUGUUGAAUCUCCGUGCAAUCCCUUCUUCCAUGUUGUUCUUGCUGCUAUCUUUUUCCUCAGAAGCGGUGAAGAAGAAACCUGGUCCCUGUGAGCAGAGGAGACAACAUGGAGUCGAGCAACUUGCAGAGGAGAUACAUUGACUUCACAUCAACCCUCUUCCGCGAGGGGUUUCUGGAUAGCCAGUACACACAGCUGCAGCAGCUGCAGGAUGAGAGCAACCCCGACUUUGUUACGGAGGUCGUCACUCUUUUCUUUCAAGAUUCUGAGAAGCUUCAGGAUGAACUAAGCAGGACGCUAGAUCAGGAGGUCGUGGACUUCAAGAAGGUGGCUGCUCAUGUGCACCAGUUAAAAGGCAGCAGUGCCAGCAUAGGUGCUCAGAGAGUCAAGAAUGUCUGCAUGGCCUUCCGCAUCAGCUGCGAGGAGAUGAACCGAGAAGGGUGCCUCAGAUGUCUGCAGCAAGUGCGGCAGGAGUAUUUCCUGGUGAAGAGCAAGCUGGAGACUCUGUUCCUGCUGGAGCAGCAGAUCGUGGCCGCCGGUGGAUCCAUCCCAAUAAUGUGGUAGCAGUCCUUGCGAAGCCAGGUGUUGUUGAUAGGGCGCGGCGCAGGAAGAGUUGGCGAAGCUGUUUGUUCGCUUGCUGUCAAGCCAUGUUUUGUUAUGCUCUGCUUUCGCAGUUCCCUUUUGGCCCACUCGUGAGAGGAUGCCAUCAUGACUCAACAAACAAAAACCUUUGGGUGUUAGAUCUGUACGCAUCAUCUUGUUUCCCAUCUCUGUACUUGUGAUGAUACACGAUACUUGGUUUCUAAC
Musa acuminata AAA Group (dessert banana) is the source of this 1129-nucleotide messenger RNA. RefSeq names its product histidine-containing phosphotransfer protein 1-like. Gene Ontology annotation, biological process: phosphorylation; phosphorelay signal transduction system; cytokinin-activated signaling pathway. The transcript has 6 exons. Gene Ontology annotation, molecular function: protein histidine kinase binding; histidine phosphotransfer kinase activity. NCBI's taxonomy places the organism in Eukaryota, Viridiplantae, Streptophyta, Magnoliopsida, Zingiberales, Musaceae. Bases 431 to 886 code for a protein of 151 amino acids. The record is from RefSeq and is a predicted model, not a curated record. Gene Ontology annotation, cellular component: cytoplasm; nucleus.